AUGAGGAAACAUGGAUGGCAGUUACCUUACCACCCUCUUCAGGUGGUGGCUUGUGCUGUGUUUUUGGCUCUGGGUUUUGCCUUCUACGUGUUCUUCGCUCCUUUUGUUGGAAAUAAGACAUAUCAGUACAUUGUUAUUGGCUUUUACUCACCACUGAUUACUAGUGUCUUUGGACUGUACAUUUGGUGUGCAGCAUCAGAUCCAGCAGAUCCAGGAGUUUUUAAGUCCAAAAAGUAUCUUAAAAUCCCAGACAAUGAAAAGCUUUCUGAAGUAAAGAAUUCUAAAUUAGGGGAAGAAUCAACUUUGUCAAUGCAUGAAGCAAAUGCAUCAACAGAUGGAGCUAAUUAUGUGGAUAAGGAGGCAUUGGGAACAAAAGGAACUUCGGAAAAUGCUUCAACUUCAGUGGAGAAGAGUACAUCAUCAUGCUCAUCCUGUAUCCUCUUGGUUUCUUCCCCUUGUGCUUAUAUCUGCAGCUGCUCAAGUUUAACUGAGAAAUCUUCAGAGAAACAAACAAGUGAAGAUGGUAUGUUCUAUUGCAGUUUGUGUGAAGUUGAGGUGCAUGAUAUACCACUUAAGCAUGGCAUUGAUGUAGGUUUCCAAGUACAGCAAGCACUGACUUGUGGUUCUUUGGUUUUGCAGUGGCUUAACAACUGUAUAGGAAAAAAAAACUAUCGACAAUUUUUCGCACUCAUGGUUGCUGCUAUGCUCUUGUUUAUUCUUCAAUGGUUGACUGGGAUUCUUGUGCUUAUCUGCUGUUUUGUCAAGAGGAAGCAAUUUUCUGUGGAUAUAUCCUCCAAGUUGGGAACCAGUUUCUCUCUGGUUCCAUUUGUUCUUGUGGUGUCUAUCUGCACCAUUCUUGCAAUCAUUGCUACCUUACCAGUUGUUCAGCUUUUCUUCUUUCAUAUCCUCCUCAUUAAAAAGGGACUCAGCACGUAUGAUUACAUCAUAGCUAUGAGGGAGCAGGAGCAGCUAGGAAAUGGAGGUCAGCAAAGUCCCCAAAUGUCAACUGUUAGCUCACUAACUGGAUUGAGCAGCGCAAGCUCCUUCAGUAAUUUACACCGAGGUGCGUGGUGCACCCCCCCACGCCUGUUACUUGAAGAUCAGUUUGAUGUGGUGCCCCCCGAAACAGGUUCUGUAAGUUCACUGGGAAAGAAGACAAUGAGAGAAAAUCCAGUGAAGAAAAAGAAUCCUGGAACAGUCAAAAUUAGUCCUUGGACAUUGGCACGCUUAAAUGCUGAAGAAACUUCCAAGGCUGCUGCAGAAGCAAGAAGAAAGUCCAAAGUUCUGCAGCCUGUAACGAGACAAGAUGAAGUUAUCAAGCUGGAAGCAGAGGGCAGUUUUGGUAGCAGUGGCCGAAAAAUGGUUCCCAGAAUUGAGAACAAUAAGAAGAGAGCUAGCAAGCGGGUUCAUCUUCCCGACUUGUCUAUGGAGUCCAUAACAAUAGUUUCUGCCAGUAAUACUGAUAAAGUUUUGAGUGGGAUGUCUAGGUUUGCCCCUCUACCGUUUGAAGCGCGCAGUGCAUUUAAAAUAAGUCAACCAAUGUCAAGCUCAGCUGGAAUUGUUCCUUCAUCACCUGAAAGCAGUUUAGACUCUCCUGAUAUUCGCCCUUAUGGGGUGUCCUCUUCGGGUACUGAAAAAGCAAGACAGCUUGCAGGCCCUUCAGCUGCUGGUGCUGCUGCAACUCUGAAAGAAAUUCCUCUGUCAAGUUCAACUAGUGAUGGUUACGAGGCUUCUGGCGGGGAAGACAGUGAUCGGAUUGUUCCUAGUAGGAUUGUUCAGAGAACUACAAAUUGGAGUAAUAUUCUUCAGAGCUGA
Molecule: messenger RNA, 1815 nt
Organism: Sphenostylis stenocarpa
Lineage: Eukaryota; Viridiplantae; Streptophyta; Magnoliopsida; Fabales; Fabaceae
Source: the annotation of a GenBank genome assembly